AUGGAGGAGUUCAAUGUCUAUGACCGCCGCAUGCUGGCCAGCAUCUUAACCACCCUGGCACCCUACUUCGACAACGACGAGCGCAUGCGGAUGCUGCAGCAGUUCCGUAUUUCUACACAUUCCAUCUCCACCUACCAGAGUGAGACGAACAGCGAGCGGAGCAGCCGCAGCAAUCGGAGUAUCCGUUCCACAAACCGAUCGACGAUUGGAGCAAUCGAGGAAGCUCCGAAGCCAGGGGAAGAGGGGCAGCAGAUACACUCGGACGGCGUGGAAACCAGCAUACGAUCGACAGGAAGAUCCACAAGGCUUCCAUCUGAUGAGAUUACCAAGCCUUGGUUUAUGGAUGAAGCCACGGCGGCCGCGGCACACAGAGAGGAGAGGAUGGCUCGAAUUGAGGCAGAGAAUGAAGCCCAGUUUCAAGAGGCUUUCAUCACUUCCAUGUGA
Durusdinium trenchii is the source of this 444-nucleotide messenger RNA. The record is from the annotation of a GenBank genome assembly. Lineage: Eukaryota; Dinophyceae; Suessiales; Symbiodiniaceae.